Molecule: messenger RNA, 3983 nt
Organism: Pararge aegeria (speckled wood butterfly)
Lineage: Eukaryota; Metazoa; Arthropoda; Insecta; Lepidoptera; Nymphalidae
Product: RE1-silencing transcription factor-like
Exons: 27
Coding region: 171-3383 (1070 amino acids)
Biological process (GO): regulation of transcription by RNA polymerase II
Cellular component (GO): nucleus
Molecular function (GO): zinc ion binding
Source: RefSeq, a predicted model, not a curated record
CGUCGGUCGCGUCCUCAAUACAAUAACUUAGUGGCGCUAAUGUCACUUUCGUGUUUCAAGUUUCCAAUUGAGUUGUAUUUCGGUAGUGUUUUUAAAUGAGAGGUUAUGUAGAAAAUUAUUAUAAUCACAGUGUAGCGUUUCUGAUAUAUUGUUUUGGUUAAUUCGAAAAAAUGGAAAAUAGAAGAGAAACUUUAGGUGUUGUGAAGAUAUGUCGAUUUUGCCUUACGCAAAAUAGACCAUUGGGAAGUUUGUAUGAAAAAAGCAAAUCGAAAAAUAUAGUAACACUUCCAUUAAAAAUCUUAUCAAGCGUAUCAAUUGAGGUGCUUCCAUCAGAUAAAAAGCCAACAUAUAUAUGUGAACGAUGCAAGUUCUUUAUGAAUAUUUUCUAUGAAUACAAGCACAUAGUACGUCAAGCUGAUGAGGCUAUUCUUCAGUAUGUACAAAAUGGUACACCAUUGGGGACGGUCAACUGGCCCAAUACUCUUUCAAGAAUAUACCGUAACAUGGCUGGCUCGGAGACUGUUAAAACAGUUGUUGAAGGUGGUGCAACCAUUCAAGUUACAUCGCAUGAAAUUUCAGACAGUGACGAAGAAGAUGGAAAUGUUUAUAAUGUUAAGAUUGGAGAUGAUGAAGAUUCAAAAACCUGUAUCAAAGUAGUAACAAGCAAAGACACCAAACCUAAAGAUAAUACAAGGGGUAAAGAUACACCAAUUGAUGGAGAAAGUAAGGUAACACAGAAAAAGAUAGAAGACGGCUGCUGGGCGUGCAAUUUGUGCGAUUGCACCUAUCCACUGCAGCAAUUGCUGACCUUGCACAUACGGCAGAAACACAGGAAACGGGAAGUUACUUGUGUCCAGUGUAACGUUAAAUUUUUCACAAAAUACGACCUAGCGGCACACCAAGUGCUACAUUCUCUAGAUAUGCCAUUCCAAUGUGUUGCGUGUGAUAAAAAUUUCAAAAGACUGAUAUUACUCAAGCGCCACGAGAAGAUAGUUCAUCCCGAUAUACCACAACUAUUGUGUCCCAACUGCCCAGCCACAUUCUUAUCUAAUGAACAAUUGGAGACGCAUGAAAAGAAGCACGUCCACAUUCCGAAGCCGCACAAAUGCCUGCAGUGUGACAAAAAGUUCCAGGAUAGAUCAACCCUGCUAAGACACGUAGACGUAAUCCACAAUAAGGAAGCCACAUUCUGCUGUGAAUAUUGUCCAGAGCGCUUCGGGUCGAUAACGAAAUUGGUGCGGCACGUGAGAUCGCAUGUUGGUGAUAGGCCCUAUCCUUGCAAAUAUUGUGAAAAGAGCUUCACGAAAUCUCAUCACUAUACCAGGCAUAUACGUAUAAAACAUCGCGAUCGCGCGAUCGGUACGCUCGGCCCUCAAGAAAACUACCGCUGUGAGCAGUGCGAUGAUGUGUUCGACACCCAAGACGAUCUCAUAUAUCACUCUGCGAUACAUGCUACGCAGAACCUCACGUGCCCGCUGUGUCAGGAGAAGUUCGAAGACGUGGAAGCCGUUACUUCACACAUCAAGUCACAUGUUAAUGGUGUAGAAUUUAUGUGCGACUACUGUGAGCUCAUUUUCACGACCCAAGACAAGCUCAAUUCCCAUCUUAUCGCGGUGCACGAUGACGAAAUUGAAAAUGAUAUAGAAGAUGAGUCAUCAAUGGAAAUGGAUGAAGAUGAAGAGGAGGAUAACGGAAUUAAUAUAAAACAAGAGGGCGAUGAGAUGAUAAUCGAAAUAAAUAAACCAGCAAAUUACCUAGUUAACGACAAUAAAAGUUGCAUAGAGAAAAUGGAGAUAAACUCUGAAGAAAGUGAGAAUGAAGUCACGUACACAGAGCUACAAACAGUGGAUACGCUUGCUAUUGUAAACAACGAUGCAACGAACAAACCGACGCCAGAAAAGGUGUUAGAAAAACCUGUCAUCCCCACAUCCAUGGAUAGUGUCAAAAUUGUCAACAAAACCGUUGAUAGUCAGGCGGCAAAUAUAUUGAGAAAAGCUGAAGAAAUAAAACACAAAGUACCACAAGCAGGUCAUGCAGUGAUAUCACCUCGUCUCACUCUAAAAAAAAAUAAACCUAUUUCAAGAGUGGAGAGCAGUAAUAGCGGCGGUGCCAGCGAUAAAUCCCUACGUUUACUAGAAAAGGAACUGCAAGAUCUUAAAAGAACAAACAGCCGUAACACGGAAACAAGUAAAAUAUCCUCUAACAAAGUCCUAGAAACAUUAAAAAGCAAACGGCCGCAGUUCCAAACAUCUACACCUAAGUUAAGAAGCGCAGAGGAGAGGAAAUUCCUUACAAACAAAUCUCUCCCUGUAGAGAAGAAACAACUGGAAAAACGUAUCGUAACCAAAGAGAAUAAAGAACCAAAAGAAACGAGGGAAGUUAAAAAUAAUGGUAAUUCUAAGGAAGAAAAAGAUAGCAAGGAAAAGGAGAAAGAUACCAAUGAAAAAGAUAUAAAAGAAAAGGAAAAAGAGAAAAACACUGAAAAGGAUAAAGGAAAAGAAAUUCCAAAGAUAAUAAUCAAAAAUGGCUCGCCAAAUGAACGAAACAGUACAGACGAAGGGCUUAUUCGUCGUUCGACACGACCAUCCAAGAUCAAGGACUACGCGAAAAUGAUACGCGAGAGAACGCAAGAUAUGUCCGACGACGAUGAAACUACCGAGGACGAUGAGGACUACUGUGAACCAGAUAGAAGUACCGAGAGUCGCAGAGGUCGUCGCCCAAGUCAGCCUUCAAAGCCUGUCACGGUAGCCAAAACACCGCCCGCUUCGUCGCUUGCCAAUCCACCAAGAAAACGCGGCCGACCACGAAAGGAUGCUAAAGAAGUGCCUCCAAAAAUUAAGAAAGUAGAUGUUGAAGAAGCUGUAGAAGUGACGAAAGCAAUCAAUGACGUUCAAAGUUCGAGCACAACAAGUUCAGAAAAGGAAGAAAUAGUAAACCUCCUUGAAACAAGUAGUGUCGCCGAUAUUGAUCAGAUACAGAGCAUGAGCGUGACUCCUGAACCGCCCAAUACCCCUACUACGAAUUUACUAGUAUCACCUACAGGACAAACAUUGAAAAAGGUGCCGAUAAAAGCGUUACCGCCAGGAAUUAAAGUGAUGCCCUUGCCGGCUUCAAGACCGAAGGCAGCGCCCGAGCUCUGUGAAAUGCAAAUAGGCAAGAAGGUUGUGAAGGUGCAAAAAAUAGUUAUGACCAAAGCGGAAGUGGAAGCAAUGGCUAAAAAAGGGCUAGUCGAAAUGAAGGGUGGUACCAUGGUUUUAAAACAAGGUAUUAAGCUUCCAACAUCUGAUGCAUCUAAUGUUAAAUCUACGAUAACGGGCGAUGGAGAAACUUUGAAAAGGGAAAGGGCAGCGCCAACCCGCUGCGAACUUGGUGAUGAAUCAUAAUCUAAUUAUAUUUAUCGAUUACGCUAAUAUUUUAUUUAAGAUAAUUAUUCGGAACAGUAGCGCUAAAUGUGCGUUUCUGCUAAAACGGAGUGGUAAAGCUCAGGAAUCGAGCAUUCCUAUUAUUGAAAAAUGACGAUAUUUACAGGAAUAGACCAAUCAAACUGACGGGUCAUUAUUAAAAGAUUACGAGAUAUUUUUAUAACUUUAUCUCCCGCUCCGUUCAGAGAGCCUUUUGUAUUGGACAUCACAUGUCAAAUUUAUUCAAAUACCUUGUAAGAUCGGAGGACUCCUCAAUGUAUUUUUGUGUUAUUUUAUUUAAGCAAUAUAGAUCUUUAUUAUUGAAAAAAUAUAAAUAAAUGAUGUAAGCUGUUUACACUGUAUGUUUUGUGGUGUAUGAAAUACCUAAUGUUUGUUUUUUAAUACACAUAAUUUAUAUAUUAUGUAAUAAAACAUAGUUUUAAGGUAGUUUUACAUGAUGAGCUUAGCUAGCUCGUGAGUGUUAUAAGAAAAUUGUGCGUUUAAUAUUAGUGUAUUAAUAGUUAGAUAUUCAAGUUUUAAAAUAUUUUCAAUACCUAUUGUAUAUUUUGUCUUGAAAUAAAC